Messenger RNA from Canis lupus familiaris (dog), 498 nucleotides. It is a transcript of the gene PMCH, whose product is annotated as pro-melanin concentrating hormone. Gene Ontology annotation, biological process: chemical synaptic transmission; behavior. Gene Ontology annotation, molecular function: melanin-concentrating hormone activity; type 1 melanin-concentrating hormone receptor binding. Bases 1 to 498 code for a protein of 165 amino acids. Lineage: Eukaryota; Metazoa; Chordata; Mammalia; Carnivora; Canidae. The transcript is spliced from 3 exons. The record is from RefSeq and is marked provisional.
AUGGCAAAAAUGAGUCUUUCUUCCUACCUAUUAAUACUAACUUUUUCUCUGUUUUCUCAAGGCAUUUUACUUUCAGCAUCCAAGUCCAUAAGAAAUUUAGAAGACGACAUGGUAUUUAAUACAUUCAGACUGGGAAAAGCCCUUCAGAAGGAAGAUACUCCACAAAAAUCAGUUGUUGCUCCUUCUCUGGAACAAUAUAAAAAUGAUGACAGCAGUUUCAUGAAUGAUGAGGAAAACAAAAAUUCAAAGAACACAGGCUCCAAACAUAAUUUCUUAAAUCAUGGUCUGCCACUGAAUCUGGCUAUAAAACCUUAUCUUGCACUAAAAGGAUCCGUAGCUUUUCCAGCUGAAAAUGGAGUUCAGAAUACUGAAUCGACACAAGAAAAGAGAGAAAUUGGGGAUGAAGAAAAUUCAGCUAAAUUUCCUAUAGGAAGGAGAGAUUUUGACAUGCUCAGGUGCAUGCUGGGAAGAGUCUAUCGACCUUGUUGGCAAGUCUGA